UUACUUCAUACAAGACAUAUUAUCUAACAAACAACCACGUUCAAUUAUCCGGUUCCAGUUUGCCUUGCAGUAGGUACCUAUAAGUUUUAUGUGUUUUGGUUCGACACGCCGACGCGAGUGACGCUUCUUCGGACCUCGUAAUUACAAAAAUAUAAAUAAAAAAAUACUUAAAACAAAAUAUUCCUAAAAGUGAUUAUUUUCAUUAAUAUUAUCUACUAAGUAUUAAAAUAAUUUUAAUUUAUAUUUGUGGACUUUUGCUAAAAUGGAUACAUUAAAGUGGCUAUCAGAUUUGUUUUGGGAUGAGCGCUGGUGGCUGCCUCGUGGCGCGAAGUGGGCUGAUGUGACCAAUGGACCGGACAAAACUGUGUUACAUCCUGAUGUGUCAGAUUUUUACUAUGUUAUACCUUUGACGAUCGGCUUACUCGUCCUAAGAUAUGUAUUGAACAUAUACUGUUUUAUACCCCUCGGCCUAGCUCUAGGCAUUCGUAACAAGAAGAAGAAAAAUCUACAACACAUACCUGUAUUGGAGGCCGCUUAUAGGAAAAAUGCCCUUAUCAAAGAUACUACUGCUCUUGCCAAGCAGUUGGACAUGUCAGAACGGCAAGUGGAGCGAUGGUGGCGCCUCCGCCGUAACCAGGACAAAACAUCGAGCCUCACCAAAUUCUGUGAACAUGCUUGGAAGACUUUCUACCUCUUCUUUAGCACACCCACAGUUUACUACAUAGUGUGGGACAAAGAUUGGUUUUGGGACCUCGAUAAGUGUUACACUAAUUAUGGAAAGCAUGAGCUUACAAUGGACAUUUAUUGGUUCUACUUGACGACAAUGUCGUACAUGAUUGCUUUGUCGAUCACCUUCUUCCACGACGUGAAACGCAAGGACUUCUGGGGAAUGUUAGCUCAUCACGUAGUAACAAUCUUGUUGCUGUGCAUCAGCUGGAUUAUAAGUGCUUUCAGGAUCGGGAUCGUAGUCAUAGUGUUAUUGGACCUCACUGAAACUUGGCUUGAGUUCGUGAAAGCCUUAAAGAGAGCGAAUUUCGAGAGACUGGCGACAUCUCUGUUUGUGGCAUUCGUGCCUGCGUGGUUCUAUACAAGGAUGUAUUUGUUCCCGCUGUACUUGUAUAGCACCUCAAUCCGUUCAAUGGUCUUUUGGGGACAUGUCUUCGCUUUAUACAUAGUGAAUGCAAUGCUUUUCGUCUUAUUCUUCCUAUGUGUGUACUGGAGCGUUCUGAUAGUCAAAGUGGUAUUUGAUACUAUGAGAUCUGGGGUCCCCCGAGAUGUAAGAAGUUCCAGUUCAGAAGUUUCCGAAGCUGAAGUCGACAAACUGCUACUACAAACAAUAGAUAAAAAGAAUGCCUUGAACAAGUCGUUAUAAAACAUUAUUUUUAAUUAAUUUUAAUUAAUUGUUUGUGCCUACUUAAGUAACUUAAAUAAAUGGUAAUGAAAAGAUAAUGAGAGAAAUUAUGAAUGGAAUGGAUAAGAACUGUUUGUUUUUCUUUUAUUAAAAUUAAGAUACAGAUAAUAUAUAUUUAGGUAUAAGUCGGUAAGGUGUAAAGUUAUUUCUUUAAAGUAUUAUAUACAACGAAUUUAGUCUUAGGUAUAUUUUUAAUGAAUUUAGUAUUAUUCCAUUAAUUAAAAUAAAAUAUCCGUGUUAUAAUUAUUUCGUUUUAUUAACCAUUGAUCUUUACAGAUCUUUUUAUAUACAUUUUAGAUGUGAGAACGCCUACUUAUUAAUAUAAGCAACUCCAGCAUAUACAUUUUUGCUUUUAGUUUUCUUAGUUGUAGGUACUCUGUCCACUGUGUUACCUGUUACCUAUUAACGAGCUAUUCGAACUGAUAUUAAUAAAUAAAUAUAACUAAACAAA
Molecule: messenger RNA, 1862 nt
Organism: Spodoptera frugiperda (fall armyworm)
Lineage: Eukaryota; Metazoa; Arthropoda; Insecta; Lepidoptera; Noctuidae
Product: ceramide synthase 6-like
Exons: 7
Coding region: 263-1372 (369 amino acids)
Biological process (GO): ceramide biosynthetic process
Cellular component (GO): membrane
Molecular function (GO): sphingosine N-acyltransferase activity; DNA binding
Source: RefSeq, a predicted model, not a curated record